AUGGCUGGGGAUGGAUUCGUGGACGAACAUCAAUACUUCGAACACCCUCGUUACCACAUCUUUCGUCAACGACAAGAAACUGCCUCUCCAAUUGAGUCCUCGGCCGAUGUCGAAGGACAGACAAAUGACGGAGAGCAACAAUUCAUCCUGGAUAAAGGGGCUCCAAAGAGGAGUCUUUCAGUACCAAUGCUCAUGGGGUUGAUGUACGCGUAUACUACUUCUGGGGCUUACGCUAUUGAAGAAACUGUCCUCGGGGGAGGGCCACUGCUUGGUAUCAUUUCUAUUGUUCUGGUUCCCCUACUCAUGGCAGCGCCAACGACUAUCGUCGUUGCGGAAUUGGCAACAGCCAUACCGUCGAACGCUGCCUUCUUAAUGUGGUACAACGUUUCAUUCCAUCGUGUUGUUUACUUCGCGAUGGUAUUACUGACUUUCCUGCUCAUUUUCAUCGACAAUGCACUUUAUACCGUGCUCAUAUCUGAGUACGUGUGCACUGCAGUCCCUUGUUCUGACACGAUCAGUAAACUGCUUCGGUUGGGCAUGGUGCUGGUGACGUACACGUUGAACAUGGUGGGAGUUCAGGCUGUUGGAAAAUUGAGUAUCGCACUCUCUAUUGUGACGGUCGCACCGUUUUUGACGUUAUUUUCGAUGCAUAUGAUCAAGAGCAAUUUUUACCUCAACUGGCCGGCGAUAAGCUACAUUCCCCCAUCUAUUGAUUGGGCGACAUUCAUAACAACUACCUCGUGGAACCUUUGUGGGUUGGAGCAAGCCGCCACGGUUAUUGAACAGACCAAGGCACCUCGACGAACCUUCAUCCGCGCGCUUGCGCCUCUUCUGGGACUUGCCUACCUUACGUACAUUCCCCCAAUACUCACUGGAGCAAGCAUACGAGAAGGCCUACCUGAUUUGUCACAGUGGGUAACAGGUUUCUGGUCGGACGUCGCCUUCAGUGUGGGAGGUGUGCCACUAAGGGUAUUUAUGGUUGUUGCUAGCGCGCUGUCUGCACAUGCCUUACUGCUCUCUUCUUUCUGCACAACAACACAAAUCAUCGCAGGUGUUGCCUACACGGAAGCAUUUCCCGGGCCGAUUAAUCGGGUCUUGUAUAAACGGAACAAGCGUUUCGGCACUUAUCAUUGGACCCUAACCCUAAAUGCAGUAUUAAGCGCAUUGUUCGGCGUCUUCCUCGAAUUUGGACCGCUCGUGAAGGUUGAUCAAGUGCUCUACGGGUUGAGGGUGCUUAUGAUCUUUAUUGCCUUCCUGGUCAUACGCCACCGCCAUCCGCAUCUCAAGCGGCCGUUCAGAGCUCCUUUUGAGGGGAAGCUACUGUACUUGCUUAUUAUUCCAAUGAUACUUUUCGCUGGACUCAUCGUCCUGGGUAUGGUGGAAAGUACGCAGUCGGUUAUCGUAAACCUCUCAGUACUUGGGGUUGUAAUGGUCAUUUCGCUUGUCUAUUGCCAACUGGUGCGGAAAGAGGACUUUUACGGGAGAAUAGUAACAGGCACUCUGAGCGAGGAUGAAAAACAGUAG
Molecule: messenger RNA, 1524 nt
Organism: Trypanosoma brucei brucei TREU927
Lineage: Eukaryota; Euglenozoa; Kinetoplastea; Trypanosomatida; Trypanosomatidae
Product: amino acid permease/transporter, putative
Exons: 1
Coding region: 1-1524 (507 amino acids)
Biological process (GO): transmembrane transport
Cellular component (GO): membrane
Molecular function (GO): transmembrane transporter activity
Source: RefSeq, a predicted model, not a curated record